AUGGCUAACCAUGGAGGGGCGACAUCUUUGCCGCGCGCUCAUCGCCCCAGGGCGCCCAUCAUGAGCGCUGCCCCGCCCCAGACCGCCCCAUUAGCCCCACUCCGAUCGCCCACGACGACAACAACAGCGACCACGCCUCUUCCCACCGUCUCUCUCACGCUGCCCCGCCCACACAACGAGCGCGCAGCCAAUGAGUACGUGGAAGCCCCCUUCCGGGCGGCCCGGCCGUUGGCCCCGCCCACUCGCCCCGCCCGCCUGGCCCUCCCCGCCCCCGUCAGCAAGCAACCCGCCGGAGGGGGCGUGGCCAGCUUCAGCAAGGACCCGCCUCCCGAGUGCGCGGCCACUCGCUCCAUCAUGUGUCCGCGCUGCGGCCGCUGCCGAUGCGACAGCUGCCAACAGCCGAGGCCGCUGCCCCACAAGUGGGUGUUCGGCAAUUCGUGUCUGGUGUCGGCGGACAGUCUCAUCGACUACGUGUCCUGUCUGUGCUGUGUCAAGGGCAUGUACUAUCACUGCGGCGACGCGGAGGGCGGGGAGAGCUGCGCGGACGACCCCUGCGCCUGCGCACCGCAUCGGCGGGCGGCCCGCUGGGGCUGUCUGGCCGCCCUGUCGUGCGUGCUGCCCUGUCUGUGGUUGUAUUGGCCGUUGCGCGGCUGCAAGCGAGUGGCGGAGGAGUGCUAUGCGCGGCAUUCGCGGACGGGAUGCAGGUGCGGGCCCGCCCAGCCCGCCCAUGUGGCGCUUGCUGCUACGACUCCCGAGAAGAGACUGCUCGACUCGAGCCCCGAGUUUUAG
Phaedon cochleariae (mustard beetle) is the source of this 789-nucleotide messenger RNA. NCBI's taxonomy places the organism in Eukaryota, Metazoa, Arthropoda, Insecta, Coleoptera, Chrysomelidae. The record is from the annotation of a GenBank genome assembly.